AUGUUUUCAAAUUGUCUAAAACACCGUGCUAUUAUUCGUACCGUGCCUAUAUUACGACAUAACUCUACUGCCACAGAACCUGUUGCUUCUCCUGUAACUGAAGAUCAAGCAACCAAGAAAAAGAUUUUAGAUCAUCCAGAUUAUUUUAGUGUUCAUAAUUUAUUCACAGUGAAAGAUUUGUUUGAUGCCAGAGUUCACUAUGGUCACAAAGAAGGUUCAUUGAAUGACUACAUGAGACCAUACCUCUAUGGAUCCAGACUUGGCCAUUUAAUAUUUGAUUUGGACAUCACUGCUGAACAUUUACGAAAAGCACUGAAUUUUACAGCACAUAUUGCAUACAGGGGAGGUAUCAUUUGUUUUUUCAACCGAAAUGCCCUGAAUGCCCAUUUGGUUGAAAAAACUGCAAAAGAAUGUGGGGAAUAUGCACACACAAGGUUCUGGAGAGGAGGCAUUUUUACAAAUGCAAACCAUCAAUUUGGAGCUGUAACUAGAUUACCAGAUCUAUGCAUAUUUUUGAAUACACAAAAUAACAUCUUGAACCAGCAUACAGCUGUUAGAGAUAGUGCAAAGAUGUUAAUACCAACUAUUGGCAUUGUGGACACCAACUGCAAUCCUAACCUUAUCACUUAUCCAGUGCCAGGCAAUGAUGAUACUCCAGCAGCCAUAGAACUAUACUGCAAGUUAUUCAAAGCUGCCAUUAUGAGAGGCAAAGAAGAAAGAAGGAAAUUUUUACAAGAAAACAACUAA
Spodoptera littoralis (African cotton leafworm) is the source of this 747-nucleotide messenger RNA. NCBI's taxonomy places the organism in Eukaryota, Metazoa, Arthropoda, Insecta, Lepidoptera, Noctuidae. The record is from the annotation of a GenBank genome assembly.